Messenger RNA from Olea europaea var. sylvestris, 577 nucleotides. Its product is annotated as auxin-responsive protein SAUR21-like. The coding region runs from base 112 to 405 and encodes 97 amino acids. The record is from RefSeq and is a predicted model, not a curated record. NCBI's taxonomy places the organism in Eukaryota, Viridiplantae, Streptophyta, Magnoliopsida, Lamiales, Oleaceae. Gene Ontology annotation, biological process: response to auxin. The transcript has a single exon.
CAUCCAAACAAACAUAAGUCCUUCACAACAAUCUCAGCUUUCACUUGUUACAAACAACUUAGAAUCUCCACUAAACUCCCUCGAUCGAGUAAGAAAAAUCCUGCCUGAACCAUGGCCAUCCGCAUGCUUCGUAAUAUUCAUUCCAAGAAUUUUCUUAGAUGGUCUUCAUUGAUGAGAAACCAAACAACGUUAGAUAUUCCUAAAGGUCAUUUUGCUGUUUAUGUCGGAGAGGGUGAUAAGAAGAGAUUCCUUGUUCCAAUAUCAUACUUGAACCAGCCUUUGUUUCAAGAUCUGUUAAGUCAAGCUGAGGAAGAAUUUGGGUUUGAUCAUCCAAUGGGUGGCCUCACAAUCCCCUGUAGCAUGGAUGUAUUCAUUGAUGUCACUUCUCAAUUAAGUGUCAUAUGAAAUCUGCUGCUAGCUUAGUUUGGUUGAGAACAAUUUUGUAAAGCAGAGUUGUACAUUUUUAACCUAGCUAGAAUUGAUAAAAGCUUGAGGUGGAAAAUCAUGCCAUCCUAUGACACAGUUUUACUGUAUACCAUAGAAAAUAAAGUUAUAAACAUUUUGUAGGAAUAGUCAA